Ilex paraguariensis (yerba mate) is the source of this 2577-nucleotide messenger RNA. The record is from the annotation of a GenBank genome assembly. NCBI's taxonomy places the organism in Eukaryota, Viridiplantae, Streptophyta, Magnoliopsida, Aquifoliales, Aquifoliaceae.
AUGGGUAGAAGAAAGAAAAGAAGUUUUGAUGUGAAUGAAGCUCUAGAAUUCUUGAACCAGUUACUGGUAGAUAAACCUCUUCUUCCUUUUGUCAUUCCUUUGAUACUGGUCUGUUGGGCUUUUGAGAAGUGGAUUUUCUCUUUCUCCAAUUGGGUUACUCUUGCCGCAGCCAUCUGGGCCACAAUUCAGUAUGGGAGUUUUCAACGCCGUGUGCUUGUGGAAGACAUGAAUAAAAAAUGGAAACAAGUCAUACUACACACAUCUCCAGUAACACCUUUGGAGCACUGUGAGUGGCUGAACAAGCUUUUAAUGGAAGUUUGGCUCAACUACAUCAGCCCAAAGCUUUCCAUAAGGUUCUCUUCGAUUGUUGAGAAACGCUUGAAGCAUCGUAAGUCAAAGCUUAUUGAAAGGAUUGAAUUGCAAGAAUUUUCACUAGGUUCAUGCCCUCCUAUCUUAGGUCUUCAUGGUACUCGGUGGUCAACUUCAGGUGAUCAGCGAAUUAUGCGCUUGGGUUUUGAUUGGGACACUACUGACUUGAGUAUUUUAUUACUUGCAAAGUUGGCCAAGCCGUUAAUGGGAACUGCCCGUAUAGUCAUAAACAGCAUCCACAUCAAGGUCAGAAAUUCCUGGAAUAUGAACUAUUUAGGUGGCACAGAAAACUCUGAUAUCACAUCCUCAUCCCGUGGUAGUGAUGUAAUGGUUGAACUCCUACUUCUGCAGCUUCUAUUGAUGCCAGUUUUAGAUGGAAAAGCAAUCUUGUACUCAUUUAUAUCAACUCCAGAUGUUAGAAUAGGUGUCGCCUUCGGAAGUGGUGGAAGCCAAUCUCUACCUGCGACAGAACUUCCAGGUGUUUCUUCAUGGCUGGUUAAGCUUUUCACAGAAAUCUUGGAUAAGACAAUGGUUGAGCCUCGCCGCCGUUGUUAUUCUUUGCCAUCCGUGGACUUACGGAAAAAGGCUGUUGGUGGUGUACUCUCUGUGACAGUCAUUUCAGCAAGCAAACUUUCAAGGAGUAACUUGAAGGGGAGCCCUUCUAGGAGACAACAAACCCCUGUGAGAAAUGGUAGUAUUGAGGAGCACCUUGAUAAUAAUGAUCUGCAGACAUUUGUAGAGGUUGAACUCGAAGAAUUAACAAGGCGAACUGAUGUGAGACCGGGAUCAAGCCCUAGAUGGGAUUCAACGUUCAAUAUGGUUCUGCAUGAAGAGACUGGAACCCUCAGAUUCCAUCUUUAUCAAUGUACUCUUGGCAGCGUGAAGUACGACUAUUUAACCAGCUGUGAAAUUAAGAUGAAGCAUGUCGCAGAUGAUUCCACGACAUUUUGGGCAAUAGGUGCUGAAUCCAGUGCUAUAUCCAAGCAUGCUGAAUUUUGUGGAAAAGAAGUUGAAAUGACAGUUCCUUUCGAGGGAGUUAAUUCAGGGGAGUUGAUUGUGAAACUUGUCUUGAAAGAGUGGCAGUUUUCUGAUGGAUCGCAUAGCUUAAGCAAAUUCCAUCUCAGUUCUCGACAAUCACUGUCUGGGUCAUCAAAUUUUCUGUCAAGGACUGGAAGAAAAAUUUAUAUUACUGUUGUCGAAGGAAUGGACCUUAUUAUGAAAGACAGAUUUGGGAAAUCUGAACCCUAUGUUAAACUGCAGUAUGGGAAGAUUAUCCAAAGAACUAGGACUGUUUCACAAGCUUCAAAUCCUUUCUGGAAUCAGAAAUUCGAAUUUGACGAGAUAGGAGGUGGUGAAUAUCUUAAGAUAAAAUGCUCCCUUGAAGAAACCUUUGGAGAAGAAAGCAUUGGAACUGCACGAGUAAAUUUGGAAGGACUCAUAGAUCAAGCAAUAAGGGAUGUAUGGGUCCCCCUUGAAAAAGUGAAUUCAGGUGAACUGCGACUUCAAAUAGAAGCAGUGAGAAUUGAUGAUUAUGAAGGUUCCAAGGGUUCACAUGGAGGUUCAGGCACUGGUUGGGUUGAACUUGUUCUUAUUGAAGCCAAAGACCUUGUUGCUGCUGAUCUCAGAGGUACAAGUGAUCCAUAUGUGAGAGUACAUUACGGGAACUUGAAGAGAAGCACUAAGGUUAUGUAUAGAACGCUGACUCCACAAUGGAAUCAGACCUUAGAAUUCCCUGAUGAUGGCAGUCCUUUACUAUUGCAUGUGAAAGACCAUAAUGCUCUGUUACCCAAAUCAAGCAUAGGAGAUUGCGUUGUAGAAUAUCAUAGAUUGCCACCAAACCAGAUGUCUGACAAGUGGAUACCCCUGCAAGGAGUCAAAAGGGGAGAGAUUCAUAUCCAAAUUACUAGAAAAGUUCCAGAACUACUGAAGAGGUCCAGUUUGGACUCUGAACCAUCAUCAGCUAAAGCACGCCAUAUUUCAAGUCAGAUGAAGCAAAUGAUGAUCAAGCUUCAGUCUUCAAUCGAGGAUGGAAAACUUGAAGGACUCUCGGCAUCUUUCAGUGAGUUGGAAAGCCUCCAUGACAUGCAAGAAGAGUACAUGGUGCAGCUUCAGACUGAGCAGAUGCUUCUAUUGAAUAAGAUCAAUGAGCUUGGCCUGGAAAUUAUGAAUUUAUCACCUUCCCUGAGCAGAAAAUCUUCCAGUAGCUGA